UUUAUCUUGAAUGUAACGGAGGACGGAAGUAAAUCCGAUGAAUAUAGAAAGUUGGCUGAGAAGAUGAAGUUUUAAACUCUACUUUUAAGAUUCUUAACACAAAUCUUUGCGCUCACUUUAAGUUGCCAGAAUACUUUUAUUCUUGUAGGGACCCUAACGUCAGUCUCAAACAUGACCUCAGAUGUCAGAGGAGAGUUUCUUUAUAACCUUCCAGCGCCGGUUCUCUUCGAUUUUUGUCGGAUUAUGGACUCACUGUCCGCUUCAGACUGGGUCCGUUUCGCGUCAGAGGUCCUGAAAGAUUCCACGGACGUCCGAUUGGCUGAAAAAAAGGAGAGGCGGACUGACUUGGUGAUGACCCAAUGGGAGAACAGGAACGGCCGUGUGGGAGACCUGCUCGAUGUCCUGGACCGGCUCCAGCUGCUGCGUCCGCGAGACAUCAUCCUGAACUGGGCCUCCAGUCCGAGGACUUGCUCUUCAUCUUCUCACCAGCCUCCCAUUUCCUCAUCACCACAGCAGAGCACGUUCAAGUUUACAACUCCCUCCUCCUCUUCGGAAACAUGCGCCUGGGUCGGGGGCAGCAGCCACGCGGGUGAUGAGGGUGGGGGGAGACCUCUCCCGAAACCUGCUCCGCCCCCCUCCAGUCUGCUGUCUCGUCCCAAGGCCAAGAGCUGCCCCCCCGAUACCUGUGACGAGCGCAACGGCGGCGUCAUGCGCUGGUCGUACGAAGAGGUGCACGCUGGUACUGAAGGCUUCUCGCCCGCUCAGCAGAUAGGAGAGGGGGGCUUUGGUGUGGUGUACAGAGCCUGGCUGGGCAGCACCGACUGCGCCGUGAAGAAGCUCAAGCAGGACCAACUUCUGGACUUCGACGUGUUGAGGCAGAGUUUUCAGACGGAGGUGGACCAGCUGUCUAAGUUCAGACACCCCAACAUCAUCGCCCUGCUCGGAUUCUGUGAAGGUCCCGGAAUCUUCUGUCUGAUCUACAGCUUCAUGGAGAACUUGUCUCUGAAGGAUCACCUGCAUUGUGUAAUUCCACUGAGACACACACACGGUUGUGGAAUAAUCUCGUGCUCUAAUUGUCCGGCGAACGCGUGUGUCAUGCAGGUCAGUGGCGCCCUCUCCUGGUCUCAGAGAGUCAGUAUUGUGAAGGACACAUCAGCGGCUCUUCACUUCCUCCACUCUCCCCCAAACAAAGCUGCGUCGCUCAUCCAUGGUGACAUCAAGAGCUCAAAUAUCCUGCUGGACCGCCACCUAGUGGCCAAACUGGGAGACUUUGGUCUGGCCCGUUUUGCCAAGUCCACCUCCGAGCGCUCCGCUUCGAAGACGACAUCUGUCGGGAGGACGACGACUGUCCGGGGAACACUAGCGUACCUGCCCGACGAGUACGUGAGGAACCAGGAACUGAGCACGGCUGUGGACGUCUUCAGCUUCGGCGUGGUGCUUUUGGAGAUCCUGACCGGACGACUGGCUGUGGAGGAGAAGCAAACGUCCAACCUUUAUUUGAAAGAUCUGGUUGAUGAAGAAGAAUCGACGGACUCUUCGUUCUGGAAGCAGCAGCUGGAUCACAGGUUGAUGGCAGGUGGCGCUGCGGAGCCCGCAGGCUCCUUGGAAACGGCAGCUCUGGCCUGCAGGUGUCUGGACAGAAAGAGGAAGAAGAGGCCACAGAUGUCAGAGGUCUUCAGCAGGCUUCAGGACGUUUACCAGCUGCUGCCUGUCAGAGACUCCACUGUGGACUGCUUGUCUGCUCAGCUGUCCCAUGUAUCGACCCACUCUGUGACCGCCUCCCACACGCCUCCAAAAACCCUUCAGUCCUGCGCUCCAUCCUCACUCUCUCAGCCCACCUCCCUCCCUCCGUCCUCCUCCUCCUCGCUCCUGGGUCCGUGUGAGACAGACGAGAGCAGGGGCUUCUCUCAGUACCACCGGAGCUUCCCCUGCUCCAGGUCUCUGCCCACUUCCACUACAACCCUCAGUCUGCCUGGGCCCAGGAGCGAUCCAUAUGUCCGCACUGGACCCGGUCCUCGGGAAGAGACGUUCAGUUCAUCCAGUCCAGGAGCGAUGCUGCCAGAUGCCUCCGGGCUGCGCAGAGAAGCAGAGUCCUGGAGGUCGGCGGCGGUGAGUGGACCAGAGGAGUCCAGAGGCCCGGAGGAGUCUUUAGAACCACAGGAGUCGCUAGAGAUCAGAAAUCCUGAGCAGCACAGAGGACCAGAGGAAAGCGAUGAGUUGGAUUAUCUUCAUCAGUCCGAACACUAACAACUGUAACAACAAGCUGUGACAAUGAAGCGCAGCGUUUGUUUGGACCAAACCCAGUUGCCUCAGUUACUGCCAAAGCUCCCAGGUUCAAGUGUCCGAAUCAUUUACUUCAGGGACUGAAUUCCCUUUUAUUUAGGAAGCGGGAGUACGAUUCACUAGGACGUGAUGCUGCGUUCAGUGGCGCCAACGUGGAAGUGAAACUGGUAAAAUGUGAUCUGAAUGUAUCGAGCAAGUUGCGCACAGAGUCUAUGUUUCUGAUGUGAGUCUGUUCUAGACUAGGCUCUUAGCUGUUUUACUUUACCUGUCUGUCUUGCAUCUAGUCAUUGUCGUGAAUAUAUAUAAUAUAACGAGCAGUUUGUGUGAUGUGGUGAGGGAAUGAUGAAUUGAGUUUAAAAAAGUGGACUUGUACAUUUCAUUGUAUUAAACUGGAAGGGAUGAGAACCGGUGGUGCGCUUUUGGCGCCCUCUAGCGGACACUGUAUGAGUUGAGGGGGGAAAAAUUGCACCUUGUCGAAACAAA
Molecule: messenger RNA, 2766 nt
Organism: Synchiropus splendidus (mandarinfish)
Lineage: Eukaryota; Metazoa; Chordata; Actinopteri; Syngnathiformes; Callionymidae
Gene: irak1
Product: interleukin-1 receptor-associated kinase 1
Exons: 12
Coding region: 172-2247 (691 amino acids)
Biological process (GO): signal transduction; protein phosphorylation
Cellular component (GO): plasma membrane
Molecular function (GO): protein kinase activity; protein binding; ATP binding
Source: RefSeq, a predicted model, not a curated record